This is a messenger RNA of Thalassophryne amazonica, 910 nucleotides long. RefSeq names its product aurora kinase A interacting protein 1 (gene aurkaip1). Gene Ontology annotation, cellular component: mitochondrion. NCBI's taxonomy places the organism in Eukaryota, Metazoa, Chordata, Actinopteri, Batrachoidiformes, Batrachoididae. The coding region runs from base 59 to 691 and encodes 210 amino acids. The record is from RefSeq and is a predicted model, not a curated record. The transcript has 3 exons. Gene Ontology annotation, biological process: mRNA processing.
UUCAGAGAAGAGAACAGGCAGCUGGUUCCUGAUGACUCUAUUUGGUUGAUCAUUAGCAAUGUUCACGUCUAAGGUUGUCCCACGACUCCCCCUAUUACGUACAGCCACAUGUGCAUUUCAGACCCAUGUAGAAAAUCUGAACAGGAGUGUGCAAUCAGUGCUUCCCGCCUCCUGCUGUUCAUUAAAGCAGAAACCAAGAACAUACUCGACAGCAGCAGACAGCGCAUUCUCUUCUCGAUGGGUCCACCUUGAGCCAGACCUGGACGAGGCUCUUGUGCCUCGUAAACUGUCACUCAGUCCCCUGGAGACCUGGCUGUCCCUGCGCUACUCACUGCCUCCUCUGCCAGAGGCUACUCAGCCUCAGCUGGAAGUGCAGCUCCUGGAGGAGAAGAUGCUGCCCCCGCUUUCUGCUCCCGCUUUGGUGGAGGAGGAUGGCACAGCCACGCCUCUUUCAUGUAAGAAUGUUCUGAAGAUCCGGCGGCGGAAAAUGAACCGGCACAGAUACAAGAAGCUGCGAAAGCGGACGAAAUUCCUGAGGAAGAGAGUGGAGGAGGGCAGGGGGAGAAGGAAGCAGAAGCUAUUUGAAGCUGAUCUGAAGAGAAUCUGGAAGCGAGCCGGACUGAAGAACCCACCUGAGGGCUGGAUCACACCAAACCUCUAUAUUAAAAAUUAUAAAUCUAAAUCAGACUGAUAAACGGUAACAGCGCUGCCUCGGCUAUGUCGCCUUCUUGGUAAUGAUCAGUUUUGGGCUGUAUGAUGUAUUUUACACACUGCAGUUAAAACACCUGCUGCUGUCUGUGCUUCAGGAUGUGAAGCUUAACUGAAACCUGUUUCAGUGAAGGAAAAACAUUCUCUCUCUGUACAUUUUUCUUGAAUUCCAUUAUCCAAUAAAGAGCUGUGUCAAAGUCAA